GCUAGCGCAGGUAGUUGAUGGGGCUCUCGAUAGAGGCCCAGGAGAAUGAUGGUGCGCGAUAUUGCUGGGGACGGCUGACGUGGCUCGUGUAAUAUGGAUCAGGCGCCCAAUACAAGCAGUGUGGGAAAUGUUGAAGCCAGAUACCCGCGAGAUACACGGACUGGUUCGACUUUGCCAGACCUGACAGUACCGGAAGCCGAUCUUCUUCUUUCGUGAGUCGUAGGCGGUUGCACUCCUCCACCAUCGCCUGCCACGCCCAGUGGUAUGCCACAUCACUACUGUUUUCCAGGAUUUCGAUGUAAAAGUCCCGAGUGGUCUGUCCCAAUCGAUUACCUUUCUACUCAAGAGCAUGGGUUUUGCAAGAGCGUAUGCUUAGCCCACGCAUUGUCCACUUUGGGCCUAUGGAGCUAUAUUGGGAAUGCAACCAGGGGUUGUUCUGCGAAUGUCGUCCCCAUGAAGGAAGGGUACGGAUAGAACAAGGCCGUCCGAGACUGACAACCGUGUGGGGGUUGCGCCGUGGGCUAUGGAAGAUUGUGGAGUGGUCGGGCUCGAGCGCCAACCACCCCAAACUGGAAUGGAAUGGCUCCGAAAGUUUGGGAUGGUGGAGAUACUUGGCAACUUCUACAGUAUUCGGUCGCAAACUUUUCCAUAUAUAAGAGGGUGGGUGAGUGUUCGGGAAGCACCCAAAACUGCCAUCGGCAGACUUCGUUGCAGCAACGGUAAGGUCAGCGUUCCUGAAAACCGAAGCCAUGCUCGAUGCUUCGUACUCCCAGUCGGCCAAUGAAUCCUGUAUGAUGCAGAGCGAGUCGAUCCAUAGCUAGUCGAAUCCAAGCCUUCAUUGACUGAGUGCUACGUAUCGGCC
Mytilinidion resinicola is the source of this 862-nucleotide messenger RNA. RefSeq lists its product as uncharacterized. The record is from RefSeq and is a predicted model, not a curated record. The transcript has 2 exons. Bases 369 to 656 code for a protein of 95 amino acids. NCBI's taxonomy places the organism in Eukaryota, Fungi, Ascomycota, Dothideomycetes, Mytilinidiales, Mytilinidiaceae.